Molecule: messenger RNA, 2216 nt
Organism: Dermatophagoides pteronyssinus (European house dust mite)
Lineage: Eukaryota; Metazoa; Arthropoda; Arachnida; Sarcoptiformes; Pyroglyphidae
Biological process (GO): neurotrophin TRK receptor signaling pathway; negative regulation of protein kinase activity; negative regulation of TOR signaling
Cellular component (GO): cytoplasm
Source: RefSeq, a predicted model, not a curated record
UCGAUUUUGAUGGUGGAUGUGGAUGGAAAAACCUAAAUAUACUCUCUCUCUACUCUCAUAUAUCUACUUGUUUUGUUUUUUUCGAUUUUCUGAAAAUUGAUUUUUUUUGUUUGUUUGAACUCCAUCAACGAAACGAAACGAAAAAAAACGCCAUAAACAUACACACUCGCACACGCACAGAUGCUACUUGAGUAAAAGAAAUUUUCUUUGUUUGUUUGUUUGUUUGGUGUGUGUGUGGUGAAGAAUAAUCAUUCAGUAAAAGAGGAACUCAUCGAACACUUCGAAUCCGCGAAUAAAAACUUCGAAACCGCAAAAAAACUUCGAAACCCGAAGCAAACCAUAAACAUAAAAUGACUUUACAAUCAAAAUUAUCAACAUGUCAUUGUUUAAAUGUACAAUUAAUACAUUCAUUGGAACAACAACAAUGUGAACAACAACAACAACCAUCGUUUGAAAAAAUUUUAGAAUUAUUAGGACGACAACAGCAAGAUAACCUGCUGGAUAAAUUCCUGAAUAAUUCAAAAUUGAUAAAAAUUAUUCCAAACGGAAUUCAAAUUAAUUAUGAAUAUCUUUGUUUAAAACGAAUUAUCGAUAAUAAUUUACAAAUAUAUUUUUGUACUGUUUGUGAAUUGGAAACGCAUGCUAUUUUUAUAUCAAACUCAAAAUCAUCGUCAUCGUCAAAUCAAUUCAUUAGUGGAAAGGAGGAAUCAUCGUUGAUUGCUUUUGUCAAUUCUUCUUUGUUGACGGAUGAAAAAAUAAUUUCCGAAUUGAAAUUAUCGAAAAAUUAUUCACCUGCAUUAGGAAUUGUAUUACCGGAUCAUUUGUUGACUGUCAGUUAUGCUGUCAACAAUCAAUCAGAUUCUGAUUCUGAUUCAAAAACUAAUCAGGAAAAUACAUGUUUUCUACUUUCAAAUUAUAUACAAGAAGAUAUAAGCGAUAAAAUUCGUUUAUUUUUGAAAAAAGAAAAAUCCAAUAUUCAAGAACGUAUAAAAUGUUAUUCAAUGGAACAGGAAAAACAAUUUAAACAUCUUUAUCAAUCAACAAUAAUGAAUAAGAAUUUAUUUUUACGUUUAAUUGAAACAAUAAAAAUUCAUCAUAAUAUUGAUGAUAAUAACAAAGAAAAUUUACAACAACAACCAUCGAUUCAACCAUCGUUUGAUCAAACAUCGAUGAAGAUCAUUGCCGGAACAAAGGAUUUUUUACCAACUACGAAAUCAACAACAACGAAAUUGAAUGAGAAAAAAAAUUCCGAUGAAUUUGAUUCAAUAUUUGAUAUUGAUGAUUUGGAUGUUACUACUGGCAUUGGUGAUGGCGGUGGUUCAUUAUCAAUGGAAUCGUUUGAUGUUGUUCGAGCCAAACGUAGUGAUGAUCAAGUCGAAAUAGGUGAAGAAUUGGUCAAUGAUGAUGAUGAUGAUCUAAAUGAUGAACGUCGUGAUAAUGUUUUUCCAUUAAAAGAAUCAUCAAAUCAACAAUAUUCAUCAUCAUUACUUAAUAAUAAUAAUCAAACAUCAACUUCCAAUAUGAUUGAUAAUGGUAAUGAUGAUGAAUUUUAUCGUUCUUCCAUUUCUGGUUUACCAAUUUCUUCUACUAAUGCUACUACUACUAAUGAUCAUCAAAAAUUUCAACGAGAUUUUUAUUCUCAUAAUCAACAACAACAACAACAACAGAUUGCAAAUUCUUUACCAAUUCAAAUACCACAUUUUGCUAGACGAAAUGAACGUGAAAUUGAAGAGAGUUUUCGAAUGAAUCCCGGUGAAUCAAUGGCUGAUUCAAUAAAAAAAAUGGCACGUAGUGUUCGAAAUGAAAUUGAUAUAUUUGAUGAUCGACCACGUAGACGUUUAAAUACUGGUGAUCUUAUUAAAUCAAGAAGAUUUUUUAAUUGAAAAAUUCAUAUUCGCGAAUUAUCGUUGAUUUGAUGGUGGUGAUUGAUUGAACACAAGGAACGUUUGCACGUACUGCGUGCAUAUUUUUUUUUUAAAUGAUAUUUUUUUUGUGUCACCCCUUUCUCUCUUUGGUUAUUUUUGUUUUCAUAUUUUUUCUUUUUUUUUAAAUUUUCAUCUUUUCUUCCUCUCCACACAUUUUCGAAAUCGUUGUUCGUUGUGUGAUUUUUUUUUGUUUUGUUUAUCACCAUUAUUAUCAUUAUAUUUUUGUAUCAUUUUUUUUCUGGUCAAAUUUGUUUGUUUUUUUUUCUCAUCGUAAAAACAAUGUUUUGUGUG